AUGGAAGAUAUUCUCGGCCUUUUAAGAAUUCACAUCAAGCGUGGUUGCAACCUCGCCAUUCGUGAUGUCAGCACCAGCGAUCCAUACGUGGUUGUUAAGAUGGACAAGCAGAAGCUGAAGACUCGUGUGAUUAAGAAGGAUAUUAACCCUGAGUGGAAUGAAGAUCUUACUCUUUCUGUAACAGAUCCCACUACUCCACUUCAACUGACUGUCUUUGAUCAUGACACUUUCACCAUGGAUGACAAAAUGGGAGAUGCAGAAGUUGACAUCGCACCAUACAUAGAAGCCUUAAAGAUGAACUUAGAUGAGCUUCCCAGUGGAACCAUUGUCACAAGAAUACAACCAUGCAGGCAAAACUGUCUAGCGGAGGAAAGCUGCGUGGUUUAUGAGGAUGGCAAACUUGUCCAAAACAUCGUUCUAAGACUGCGACACGUUGAAUGCGGUGAGGUGGAAAUUCAAUUGGAAUGGAUUAAUCUUCCUGGCGCCAAGGGUCUUUGA
Sphenostylis stenocarpa is the source of this 498-nucleotide messenger RNA. The record is from the annotation of a GenBank genome assembly. Lineage: Eukaryota; Viridiplantae; Streptophyta; Magnoliopsida; Fabales; Fabaceae.